ACCAUCACUGCAACCAUGAGCAGCGAGGCUGAGACCCAGCAGCCGCCCACUGCCCCCGCCCUCAGCGCCGCUGACACCAAGCCUGGUACUAUGAGCAGCGGCGCAGGGAGUGGUGGCCCGGGUUGCCUCACAUUGGCGGCGCCUGCCGGCGGGGACAAAAUUUUGUGAACAGUAAAAUGGUUCAAUGUAAGGAACGGAUAUGGUUUCAUCAACAGGAAUGACACCAAGGAAGAUGUAUUUGUACACCAGACUGCCAUAAAGAAGAAUAACCCCAGGAAGUACCUUCGCAGUGUAGGAGAUGGAGAGACUGUGGAGUUUGAUGUUGUUGAAGGAGAAAAGCGUGCAGAGGCAGCAAAUGUUACAGGUCCUGGUGGCGUUCCAGUUCAAGGCAGUAAAUAUGCAGCAGACGGUAACCAUUAUAGACGCUAUCCACAUAGUAGGGGUCCUCCACGCAAUUACCAGCAAAAUUACCAGAAGAGUGGGGAAAAGAACGAGGGAUCAGAGAGUGCUCCCAAAGGCCAGGCCCAACAACGCCGGCCCUACCGCAGGCAAAGGUUCCCACCUCACUACAUUCAGAGACCCUAUGGGUGUCAACCACAAGAUUCCAACCCUCCUGUGCACGGAGAAGUGAUGGAGGGUGCUGACAACCAGGGUGCAGGAGAACAAGGCAGACCAGUGAGGCAGAAUAUGUAUCGGGGAUAUAGACCACGAUUCCACAGGGGCCCUCCUCGCCAAAGACAGCGUAGAGAGGACGGCAAUAAAGAGGAUAAAGAAAAUCAAGGAGAUGAGACCCAAGGUCAGCAGCCACCUCAACGUCGGUACCGCCGCAACUUCAAUUACCAACGCACACGCCCAGAAAACCCUAAACCACAAGAUGGCAAAGAGACAAAAGUAGCUGAUCCACCAGCUGAGAAUUCGUCUGCUCCCGAGGCUGAGCAGGGCGGGGCUGAGUAAAUGCCGGCUUACCAUCUCUACCAUCAUCCGGUUUAGUCAUCCAACAAGAAGAAAUAAGAAAUUCCAGCAAUAAGAAAUGAACAAAAGAUUGGAGCUGAAGACCUCCAGUGCUUGCUUUUGCCUGUUGACCAGAUAAAUAGAACUAUCUGCAUUAUCUAUGCAGCAUGGGGUUUUUAUUAUUUUUACCUAAAGAUGUCUCUUUUUGGUAAUAACAAAUGUGUUUUUUUAAAAAGCCUGGUUUUUCUCAAUACGCCUUUAAAGGUUUUUAAAUUGUUUCAUAUCUGGUCAAGUUGAGAUUUUUAAGAACUUCAUUUUUAAUUUGUAGUAAAAGUUUACAACUUGAUUUUUUCAAAAAAGUCAACAAACUGCAAGCACCUGUUAAUAAAGGUCUUAAAUAAUAAAAAAAAAUACAAAA
This is a messenger RNA of Callithrix jacchus (white-tufted-ear marmoset), 1369 nucleotides long. The record is from RefSeq and is a predicted model, not a curated record. Lineage: Eukaryota; Metazoa; Chordata; Mammalia; Primates; Cebidae.